CGUAAAGACCAUCACAACCUGAUUGGUAAUUCUUUCUUUUUCGGCCCCGAAUCCUACAUAAUCAAACCCAGACAGCAUGGCGACAAAUAAUACCAAUACCAAUAAUAAGCAAAACCUAACCCGCCAACUUCUCUCGCGAGCCCACAGCCCCGACAGCACCGACCGAAUCUUCUCCGAGAAGAUCCAACACCGACCACUCUUCCUCAAGCCCACCUCGCCCCCCCCCUUCAACGCCCGCGAUGCCCGCCGCAAAGCCCGCGCCUCGCAGCAGCAGCGCGCAAAGGCCCUGAAGCCCAAGCCCCUCUCCGCGCGGGAGCGGCGCAAGCUGGGGCUCUACGACCUCCCGAAGGCGGGGCAGAAGUACGCCGUCUACGAGCCGCUGAACCGGCUGUGGCUGGGCUACAUCCGGGAGGUGCUCGGCCAGGAGCUGUACACGGGGGGCCAGGGUGCCGCGGCGAAGCUCAGCGCCGCCGACUUCCACGGCGCCGAGAUGGAGGUCUCGCGCAGCGGCUGCCCGAGCCGCGUCGGGAUCCGGGGGAUUGUCGUCAAGGACACCCGGUUCGUCUUCGAGAUCGUCACGAAGAGGAACCAGGUCAAGACCGUGCCGAAGGAGGGUACCAUGUUCCGGAUUAUUGUGCCGCCUGUACGGGAGGAGAAGGCAGAAAAGGUUGGGAAAGAUACGGCUGCUCCCGAAGACGACAAAAAACCCUUUAUUUUUGAAAUUCACGGCGACCAGUUCCAGCAUCGGUCCGCUGAUCGCGCGACGAGGAAGUUCAAGCUGCAUUACCUGAAGAACCUUUGAAAAUCUAGCGAUUAUUGCCGAAUUUUAAAGCCACCAAUCCAUACAGAGCAUGUCUGCAAGAUAAGCAGCCCACCCUAGAGGUAUCCAAAUGUCGCCAUUUAAGCCUGAAGGUACUG
Messenger RNA from Hypoxylon fragiforme, 918 nucleotides. Its product is annotated as ribonuclease P protein subunit p29. Lineage: Eukaryota; Fungi; Ascomycota; Sordariomycetes; Xylariales; Hypoxylaceae. The record is from RefSeq and is a predicted model, not a curated record. The transcript has a single exon. Gene Ontology annotation, cellular component: ribonuclease MRP complex; ribonuclease P complex. Gene Ontology annotation, molecular function: ribonuclease P RNA binding. Gene Ontology annotation, biological process: tRNA 5'-leader removal; rRNA processing. Bases 77 to 802 code for a protein of 241 amino acids.